Molecule: messenger RNA, 1482 nt
Organism: Ostreococcus lucimarinus CCE9901
Lineage: Eukaryota; Viridiplantae; Chlorophyta; Mamiellophyceae; Mamiellales; Bathycoccaceae
Exons: 1
Coding region: 1-1482 (493 amino acids)
Source: RefSeq, a predicted model, not a curated record
AUGGACUCCGAGUUCUGGGGGUGCGUCAUCCCCGCGGGACGCGCGGUGCGCGUCGAAGUCGCGACGGACGAGGAGUACGUGCACGUCUCGCAGGCGGCGCUCGGCGCGGACGCGCGCGCGGGACGCACGACGGUGACGCUCGCGGUGGCGGACGACGCCGAGGCGAGCGGCGCGAGGGACGGGGCGCGACACGCGCUGUGCGCGCUGACGCGCGACGCGUGCGAUCAGGUCGGGAUGGACGUGGCGAUGGACGCGAGCUUCGUGCUGCGAGCGACGGGACCGAACGACGUGCACGUGACGGGAUGGCGGACGGCGAACGAUGGGAUCGACGAGGAGGAGGAGGCGAGGACGCUGGAGGCGAUGGCGAGGGAGACGUCGAGCGAGGAGAGCGAACGGGAGAGCGAGGAUUCGUCGGACGACGAGGACGCGGCGGAGGACGGGGACGAGGAGGCGACGGACGACGAGAAGAUGGACGCGGACUCGAGCGACGAGGAGGAGGAGGAGGAGGAGGAGGAGGAGGACGACGACGACGACUUUGAGACGCCGUACGACGUCGAUAAUUUGCCGAGCGACGGCGAUUUAUUCAGCGACAGCGAAUGUGACGACGAUAAGGCUUUCGCGAAAGCUAUGGGUGUCGAUAGCGAGGACGAUCUCGAGAGCGAUGAAGAGGAGGAAUCCGAUUCCGAUUCCGAACCUGCCGUUCCGGAGCGAGACGCCGUGGUCAAGGUCGUGGGCGGGGAUUCAGACAGCGAGGACUCGGACGAAGAGGAGUCCGACAGCGAAGAAUCCGACAAACCGGUCAAGACGCUCGAUCGAUCGCCCGCGCUCAGGGACAAGCGCCAGAAACCCGACGAGUCCGAGUCGGAGUCCGAGUCGGAGUCCGAGUCGGAGUCCGACAAACCGAAAAAGAAUGCGGAAGCGAGCGAUUCCGACGAGUCCGAGUCAGAAUCCGACAGCGACGAGUCGGAUGGCGACGACGAGGACGAAAAAUCCGCGUCCGAGCGCUCGGAUGACAGCGAAAGUUCUUCCGACGUCGACGAUUCUUCAGAAAGCGACGGUGACGACGCGGCAGAGGCAAAUGACGAUAGCGAUUCCGAUGACGCUGACAGCGACAGCGACGACGAAUCGUCCGAUUCGGACGUUUCUGAAGACAUCAACGUCAUCAAAUCUGCAACCAAGCGGUUGGCCGAGACCUCGACGCCGAGCGGGUCGGCGAAAAAGCAAAAGAAGGAAAGCACGCCUGCGUCCGCAAAGGCACCGACGACGCCCAAGACGCCGACGACCGAUACGAAGAUGAACAGCGACGAGUACGCUAAUCUUAUUGUCGACUAUCUCAAGGCGAACCCCGAGACGAUGAUGUCCGCUCUCGGUGGACGCGUCAAGAAGCCGAAGAACUUUCCGCUCAAGCUCGGAGAGUUCAUCAAAAGCAGAAAGGAUUUAUUCACGAUCGACGGCGCGUACGUUCGUCUCGUUAAAAAGUAA